CAGACAUGGAAGCGCCAGGUGAAGACCUCCACAGAGGCUGAGCACUGCACUCGCUCUUUCCCACCGUCUCCUGUCUGCUUCGCCCAGUUCAUCCAGUUGAUAGAUAUCUGCCUGGUGUCACGUGUACGCCUCCAGCGUCCAGAGCCUCGAUUUCCUCUCCAGUCUGUGUGGCGGCCAACGAUCACCAAAACUGAUGAGGAUCGGUUGAUUGAGUUAAAAUUAACUUCCUUUUUUCUUAUUUUGCCAAGCGGAAAGAAUGUCGGAAAGGGCCGAGGAUGACGUCAGGGGGGAGCAGCGCCGAGCGGCCAGGCAGCAGCUGAAGCAGCAGCAGCAGCAGCAGAUCCAGCGGGGAGAAGGCUCCACAGCAAUGGCGACUGUUGCGGAGCGGAGAGCCUUGCCUAGUCCAGAAAUAAUGCUGGGACAGCCUUGGAGCAACUGGAUCGACGCCGCCAAACUCAACGGCAACGACGCUGCCGAAUCGGAGGAAAGUUUCAAAGACUUCGGGAAAAAUCGUGAAGCCAUGCGUUUGUGCAGAGAAGACAUGCCCAUAUUCGGCCAAUGCCCCGCACAGGACGACUUCUACCUGGUGAUGUGCAACCACUGCGGCCAGGUGGUCAAGCCCCAGGCCUUCCAAGCACACUACGAGAGAAGACACAGUUCGGCCAGCAAGCCAGCCUCCACCUCCCCGUUCCCCGUGUCGGGCAGGAACAGGACCGGCGGGCCCGGGCUGGGCUCGGGGUCUGUAGCUGGACUUGCAAGUGCAGGCAUCCUGAGCCGACCUUCCGCCGCUGGGUCUUCAGCGUCCUCCAAUCCCAAACUCCUCAAACCAGCCAAAGAGAAGCUGCCAGGCAUUCCACGAAGAACCCCAUUUGCAACCUUCAGGACACCCCAGCUGGACAAGCUCCUCACCCCGGCUGUCAAGGUGGAGAAGAUGCAUCUGAGGGUGGACUCGUCAGCUAAGCUGGUGCAGGCCCUGUCUGCCCCAGUCACCACCUCAUCCUCUUCUACAUCCUCCUCUAGCACCACUGUGAGCUCCAACACUACCACCACCAUCACCACCUCCUCCUCAUUAUCAGCCCUUAAACCAGGCCUUAACUGUCCCUCCAUACCAAAGCCUCCAUUACUGGCCCCGGGUCCGAUUCCCAACGGCAAGGGUCACCUGUCAGUCCUCUCAGACAAGAAGCAGGACAACAGCAGCAGUGCCAGUAGCAGACGCCACCUUAACAAGAAAGUGACAGAACGUGAGUUCAAUGCCGAUGUCCACUGUGGGGUUGUGGAUAUGACCGCUCGGAAACCAUGCACAAGAUCCCUAACAUGCAAGACACAUUCCUUAAGCCAGCGGAGGGCGGUGCCAGGGCGGAGGAAGCGCUUUGACACAUUGCUGGCAGAGCACAAGAACCGAGCAAGGGAGCGGGAGAAGGAGAAGGAGAAGGAGAGAGAGCUCCACCAACCCACUUCCCAGCAAAACGCCUCUCUCAGGGACCCUCACCUCUCCUCCCACCUCGCUGCUGCCCAUGACGCCCACCCGGUCGCUCAUGGCAACGGCCCUGCCCCAGACGCCACUAAGCCUUUGACACUCUGCAAGCCCAAAUUUCACAGCCCUGGUCUUCCACGACUAAACAGCAGUCACGGAGGUGGUACCCCCGGAGACCCUGCAGCAGUCCACGAGUCGCCGCACCAUGCCCAUACUACGACCGAUGGGUUUUCUCGACCCUCCAGCGACGAGGGAGAGAACGAGGAGCGGGAGGACAGCGCUGACAAACUGGACUGUCACUAUUCAGGUUAUCACCCUCGACCGGCAGCUUACUGUAAAUUUGGAAGUCGACUGUUUGGGAGAGGUUGCUACUCCUUUGACAGGCGAUGGGACAAAGUGCGUUGUGCCCUGACCACAAUGAUGGACAAACACGUCAACUCUCAGAUGUGGAAGAAAAUCCCCUUGGCCUUGGAGAACUCCUCCUCUGUUGCACCUUCCCAUAGGACAAGCACAAAUUCUCACGGUAGCACCCCCUCUUCAGGCUUCCUGGGCCCCCCUGCCACCUUGCCCCAGACUCCUUAUAGCCAGUCGUACGAGGGCAAGUCUGUGCUCUCAUAUGGGACCACCUUAAACGCCCGCAGCUCCCCACAGGGCGGGGCCGAGCACCCGGCCUACGGCAUUACGCAGGCCCGACAAGUGUCUUCGUCGCCGCAGAUGCCUUCAGCCCACUUGUCGUCCUUCUCCUCCUCCCCUCCUCCUUCCCUCGCCUCGGGACGGGCACUUAAGUCCCGUUCCUCCAGCAGCAGCACGACCAAGUCGUCGACAUCCUUCAAGCCCAAGGAGAUCUCAUCUGGCUCCUCGACACCCUUCAUCCCCAACUCCAUUGGUGGGGGCAGCGGGGGAGCCAACAGUAGCAACACAAGCUUCAGCUCGGGGAAGAAGAGAAAGAACAGCUCCAUAGUCUCUUCAUCCCAUGGCCCCUCUGAUUUCUCCUCUUCUAAUGCCAUCUACUCUUCCUCCUCCUCCCCUUUCAAGAAGAACUGUAUGAACGUUGGCAGCUCAGGGAGCACCUACCACCACGGCUCAUUAGGUCCUUCAUCGUCGUCAUCAUUAUCUUCCUCCCACAGCGGAGUCCACAGCGUGGGGCUUAACUGUGGCCCCACUGUGCGGACUAACUCACUCAGCCUCAAGGCGGAGCCUUCUGGAGGUUCAGCAGGCGGCUCCUCAGGCCCGCCUGGACGAGGUCCUCCCUCGGGCAGCCCUGCGGAAUCCAUCAAGCGCAUGAGCGUAGUGAUGAACAGCAGUGACUCCACACUUUCCCUGGGACCCUUUGUCCACCACCAGUCCUCAUCCUCAUCUGACCACCACACCAACUUCAGCCACCACUCCACAGAUGGGCGCCUGGAGGGCAAGAAGCGCAAAAGCUCUCCUGCCUCCAGCGGCAUUAAUAGUGGUGGUGGGGGGGGAGGAGGUGGUGGUGGUGGUGGUGGUGGAGGAGGAGGUGGUGGUGGUGGAGUGGGACCUGGACCAGGGAGACCCAAAGUGGCCAAAUCACCUGCCAUCAACAACAUCCAUGGGAAACAUGGGCGAAGUAUUCCAGGGACGCCAGGUUUACCAAACAACUCCCAUCUACAUCAGCCAAAGGCUCGUCCCUGACAGUGGUGUCCGGCCUCUGUGUAUGAAACCGGCAGGCGGACGGGGAAAAGUCCAGAGCGGUCCGCAUACCGCUCUGGACUUCACAAGGCCUUCUAAAAUCCAACCCACGUUACUCUCAGCUUCCCACAAUCCUCAGGGUGGAGAUGAUCUGGACUGCCUAGUGAAGUCAAUGUGGUCCUUACUAUUUCUCCCAAAGCCAUGUGUGUUUGUGUGUGUAUUUGUGUGUGUGUGUGUGUGUGUGUGUGUGUGUGUGUGUGUGUGUGUGUUGGGAGGAGGGAUGCAUUGGCACUGUAUUUAUAGCGUGGAGUGCCAGGGGUCUACUGAGCGAGCCCAGGACCCCCCCACGCAUGUGUUGUCCCAGUAUUCUGAGAGGUCUUCCUGUCUUGAUGUAGGAGGAACAAUAGCAACAGCCAGGGGUCUCUUGAACUGCGGUUCAAAGCUCAUGGGGUUAAGGGCUGCUGCAACAAGCCGCCAUGACACUGAGUAGCUGGGAAGAAAACACGCCGAUCUUUUAUGUGUGUGUGUGUGUGUGUGUUAACGGAUGAGUGUGCGUGUGUGUAAGAGAAUUGUUCUGACGUCAGAUUCUGCUGGACUACUGGAAUUUCCAACUUAAUUACACCCCCAGCGCCUGAUCUCAGAAGCCUUGGAAGGGGAGCAGCAGGAGGAGGAGCAGCAAACUGUUACUUGCAACACCUUAAACGACACACAAUCACCUUGUUGUUUCACUUGUCAUCCGUCUGACUCUCUGGCGACAUGUUUGAGAAGCCUCGAGUUGCGCGUCAGCGGGCUCAGAGGAGCCCGUAGGGACGAUCUGGUCAAUUCUUUUAUUACCCAGAAUAAUUAUGCAAGUGUUACCUUUUUAUGAUUUCUUAUGAGCUUUUUACACUGAACUACAAAGAGUCUUUGUAGGUGUGGUGAAGACAGUUGUGCUUUCAAAUGUGAAAAGGACGCCUGAUGUGCCCAUUGGAUUGAGUCUUUAGUCAGGAGAUAACUUGUCUUGAGGACACCUGUUAGUUUUCUGAAUCUUUUCCUUGUUCAAAAUGAUCGCCACAGUAGACCUACCCCCGACUGUGAACAGAACUAAAUAACUACUUUCUCCACAGGCACUGCUUAGUUGUCACAAAGCUAGCCAAAAGCUGCUUUCAGCUUUGCCAACUACCUUUUUUUUCUUUUCUUUUUUUUUUCUAAACAAAAAGGUGGGCAGUCUCGCUCAUAAAGCAUUCAUGGUGCAUUGCCUGUGUGGAUAUGAAGAAAAUCUGUGCAAACCUUAAUAUUAUUGCCAUAACUUACCUACUCUUUAACCCAGUCAGCUGCGUGAAAUCCACAGCUGUUGUGGGCAGAUGUGAAUUGUAAUGUUUAUUUUUCCUACAUAGGGAAUCAGGUAUGGUACGUCUUAACUGGAGCAAACUUUAUGCACGUCACCUGUCUUCUGUGGGUUUGAUUGUCCCUCCUGUGUGUAACCACUACCCGAGCACCGGGUGUUAGUUUCAAUGCCUCGCCGGUACGCGACGUCGGUGUGUGUGUGAGGACAGAUUUGUCACAGCAGAAUGGAUAACCAGGCAUUAUACUCUAUUCCUUUGUCAAAAUGGAGUCUUAAAUCAGGCAAUACUUGUCGGGGUGUUUGCUUAUUUUUAGUGGGUUUUAUGGUGCGAGAUUCAUGGAGAUGACUUCACCGGACAUAUUAUAAUGUUAGGCAACACCUGUUGAUUUAUGGAUCCUCCAGUGAUGUCAGUGUGGAAAAGUCGGAGACCAUUUUUAAAAAAAAAAGAAGUAAAGAUUAUUCCUAAUUUUAUUUUACUUGUUCCCGUAGCCUAAUGUAUCAAAGUAUUGGAGUAUCCCUAUUUGAGAAUACAUAUUUUGUUAAAUUGUACAUAGUGAAAUAUGUAUUUUUGCACAGGCAUUUUUCGUACACGCGGAUUUUUUGGUACAAUCUUUAAAUAAAAUAAGAAAAAUUACAAAAAAGAAAUUAUUUAUUUAGUAAAAGAUUUUAAAAAAAAGAAGAAAAAAAAAAAGAUACCAAGUCAGAGAGUUUGAUUAUUUGAAGUGGUUCACUGCCAAAUCUAUAGAAUGCAAUAUGCCUAUAUGUAGAAGCUGAAGCAUCUCAUGAAUCAUGUAUCAAAGGUGAAGUGUUGCCACUGUAGCAUGUGUCUGUAUGACAGGAUACCUUUUAUUCACUUUUCAAGGUCUCAAUCACACGUGCUUUUACCAGAUGUUUUACGUUGCCUAUGAAUCAACACAACAACAAAAUGACCCAACCAGCCUGUGAUUUUGACGCUUCCUGCAGGUUUGAAGCUGCCCAGUCUCCAUUCACUCUGUAGACCUUAAACACAUUUCACGACUGAAACACUCGCAUUCUUUUCUAAAGGCUGGAGGGACUCGAGCAAUCUUUGCGAGGAGGAGGAACAAACGAACUGCUUGCGUCAUCGUUGCCAAACGAGUAAUUUCAAUCACAGCUUUUAAAGAAAUAGUUUGCAGCUUUUAAAAGAAAUAUGAAAUUAAGAAAGUGCCUGAAUUUGUUUCACCCUGACUGUUUGAGGACAGUAUUCUUUGGGUUGUUUUACCUUACUUGAAUGUUGGAAGCAUUUAGGCGUUUGCUUUUAAAUCUGCCUAUAAACCCUAAAUAUGGUAAAACCUGAGAUUGUCAGCCGCCCAGUAUGAAACACUUGUGUUGUUGGUGUUUUUUUUAUUUUUAUUUUUAGGGGGGUGGAUUAAAAGUUUUCCAGACCAGCCGUGAAGAUUUUGAGAGCCUCAAUGUGUGCGGCUUAAAUCCUCUCUGGUUUACUGGGAUUUUUACGUAAAAAUCUUCAAUCAAGUGUUUUGUUUACCCUCAAACUCCACUGACAUCUCGACAUUGUUUCCAGCAGAUGGAAACAUGGCGAGGAUGUUUUUUUUGUUUUUUUUAAUAGCACCAUAGACUUGGAAUGUGAAAGUGAGAGAGAAUACAGCUCGUGUUUGGGAGGAAACAAUAAAUCCACCAUUCAUACUAUGUAAAAGCGUGUAUAGAUUUUUUUUGUAUACAUUAUCAAAAUCAUUUUCAGCUGGACUUAUGUAUUGGCUGCUAUGUAAUUCAUGAACAAAACAUAGGUUAGAAUUAAUAUUUAAAGAAAAAAGAUUGUAUAGUAUAUUUGUUUUGUAACAAGUUUCUGUAAAUAAAAUAAUUUAUACUGCUAUUUA
Molecule: messenger RNA, 6304 nt
Organism: Cyclopterus lumpus (lumpfish)
Lineage: Eukaryota; Metazoa; Chordata; Actinopteri; Perciformes; Cyclopteridae
Product: ataxin-7
Exons: 13
Coding region: 257-3130 (957 amino acids)
Source: RefSeq, a predicted model, not a curated record